This is a messenger RNA of Homarus americanus (American lobster), 1648 nucleotides long. RefSeq names its product basic salivary proline-rich protein 4-like. The record is from RefSeq and is a predicted model, not a curated record. The coding region runs from base 448 to 1371 and encodes 307 amino acids. The transcript is spliced from 4 exons. Lineage: Eukaryota; Metazoa; Arthropoda; Malacostraca; Decapoda; Nephropidae.
GUUUUUCUCUCAUUUCCCGGGACUGUGGCGCCUCGUGUCUGAUAUAUUAUCGACAGAUAUACUCAACAGAUGUAAAGGCUCGUUCAGAGUGCUGUAGAGAAGUGGUGAUGAGAGAGAAAGAGAGAAGAAAUAUCUAUUAAUAUGUCGGUGUGACGAGGUUCCUCCAUUUGAUGUUGGUGAAUGCGUGUGGCUGGCGGCAGUAGUGUUACCACAUAUUGUAUUUUUGCUGCUACUAAAUAUCAUGAGAAUACAGCACUAUAAAGUACCCUCAUUAAUGUAAGAAAACUCAAGUGUAUAUACAGAGAACCAGAUCCUGUUAGUGUUGGAAGAAAAGUGUUUGUUUACCUACACUGUCACGCGUUAUACAGUAAAGACGGGGAGAGUCUUGAAACUUCACCAUAAUAUUUCGUUCGUGUGUCAACUGAAUAAAACAAACGACCAUCAACAAUGAACAACAGCCGACCGCAACAACCGACAACUCAGACCAUUUCCAUACAACAGCCGCCGUUACCUGACCCAAUAGUAUAUCGCUUCCCGUUCUUAGUGAGGGGAACAUACUGUUGUGGUUGUAGAUGUACAGCUCUGUCCAUACUCUUCAUCUACCUGUGCGGGGUAAUGAACCUCGUCAUAGUAACUAUACUCGGUGUUGAUUCCGCGUCUGCUUUUUUCCUGCCGAUGGGAGGAUUAAUGGCCAUAUUAGGGUAUAGCCUGACAGCCAAGGCCCGUAAGGAAUAUAACGCCCUCCCCCCUGAUCACCCUGACCGCCUCAUGUACUCAAGAAGACCAGGACCUGCCGCUGGGCCAACACCCAUCAGCUACCAUAUGGUGCCGGGGUCCCAGAGCCAAGCCUUAACUCCGGGUGGAGGAGGAGCAGUGAUGGGAGACUCGCUACAGGUAGGUACUGGGGAUCCACAGAUGGGAUCACCUGCUAGUUUUCGAAUGUCUACCUAUCCAUCACCACACGGAGGACAACCUGCUACUUAUCCACCACCACACGGAGGACAACCUGCCACCUAUCCAUCGCCACAUGGAGGACAACCUGCCACCUAUCCACCACCGUACGAAGGGCAACCUGCCACCUAUCCACCACCGUAUGGAGAACAACCUGCUACCUAUCCAUCGCCACAUGGAGGACAACCUGCCACCUAUCCACCAUCGUACGGAGGACAACCUGCCACCUCUCCACCACCGUACGGAGGACAACCUACUAUCUAUACAUCACCUUACGGGGGACAACCCGCUACGUGUCCUCCACCAUAUGCAGGAAUUGAAGGGCGGCCAGGGAACUACACAGCCUCAGCGCCGGGUCUGGAGGUGCAGGACGAUGAGCCUCCCCCGCCCUACUCCGAUGUUGUUAAACAGUUUAUAUAGUGUUCUUUGAUGACGUGUUUAAGUGAAGUGAGUCAGAUAGUUCCGCGAGGGACAGUGUGGUAUGCGACGCUUCUAAACCUUGGAUACACAGCGUGCAGUACUGCUCUGCUUUCGCCUCCUUAGUUUGUAUAUUUAUUUUCUCAUUACAGCUGGGUGGAUAGGGAGUAUAUGUACACAUUAUAACGCACACACAAACACACCGGCUGCAACUCUAUUAGUGAACCGUUUAUUAUUAUUAUUAUUAUUAUUAUUAUUAUUACACACACACACACACACA